Messenger RNA from Eriocheir sinensis (Chinese mitten crab), 647 nucleotides. RefSeq lists its product as uncharacterized. The transcript is spliced from 4 exons. The coding region runs from base 27 to 647 and encodes 206 amino acids. Lineage: Eukaryota; Metazoa; Arthropoda; Malacostraca; Decapoda; Varunidae. The record is from RefSeq and is a predicted model, not a curated record. Gene Ontology annotation, molecular function: sequence-specific DNA binding.
GCAUGUUUCGUAAUUAAUAAGUGAUCAUGUCUAAAAAAUGUGCUGUUAAAGGGUGUGAAAAUCGCUAUAGACAUAGGAAAUCAAAUUUGACUUUUCACCGCAUCCCAAAAGACCCUGAAAUAAGGAAGAAAUGGGUUCUGGCGUGUAAAUAUGAUGAUAGCCGCCGCCGCCAUGACACCGACGCCAGAGUAUGCUGCACGCACUUUGAGGAGUCUUCAUAUGAGCCCACCAGUUUAAAGUAUACACUACUCAAUAUAGCAGUGCCAAAAAAUCAACGACGACUUAAGGCUGGAGCUGUACCAACGAUAUUACUGCCACACCAACAAGAUGAUGAAGCCCAGAAUGGUGCCACAGACAGCUGUGUGACCUCAUCACCUCACACAGGUCAACAUUUUGAGACCAAAGAUGAUGCAGCCCAGAAUGGUGCCACAGACAGCUGUGUGACCUCAUCACCUCACACGGGUCAACAUUUUGAGACCAAAGAUGGUGCAGCCCCGAAUGAUGCCACAACCAGCUUUGAGAAUGACAGUGUAGGGGAGAAUGAGCUCCACCUUCAGGUUCAGCAGCUGUUACAAGAUAGAACAUCAUUACAAAGAAUAGUUGCAGAAAGAGAAGCGAAGAUAGUUGUUCUUCACAAGGCAAAAUGA